Molecule: messenger RNA, 423 nt
Organism: Diversispora eburnea
Lineage: Eukaryota; Fungi; Glomeromycota; Glomeromycetes; Diversisporales; Diversisporaceae
Source: the annotation of a GenBank genome assembly
AAGGUAGAACGGGGAUUAAGGAAUGAAAUAUCUGUUUAUGACAAAGACAAUAAUAAUAAGAUUAUUGCACCUUGUACACAAAUUACAUUUGACAUUCAAAUUCCUGAAUUUUCUUUAGAAACGAUUUUAACGGGAUCUAAUAAAGUUACAGCUCAAAAUAUAGUUGACUUAUUUAAUAUAGCAAUGAAAACUAGACAAAAAGAGAUUUUAUACUGGUAUUGUUACUAUAAAUCAUAUGAAGAUAGGAUCAGUAAUAUUAGGUCUAAUAAUAAAAUUAAUGACAAAUCUGCGAGGAUAUUGGUAUAUAAUGAAAUUAAAUUACUUCUACCUGACAUUACUGAUGUAAAUUUACGUAAAAUAACCUUCAGAGCUAAAAAAAUCUAUAUAUUAGUCGAAGGAAUAGGGAUGGAUAGAAUCAGACAA